AUGCGACAGAUGAGCAGGCAUCGGAAACGCGGAAGCGAAGAGGGCAGCGACGGGAGCCGGGGCGGCGGGGCCAGCGAACGGGCCCGCUCCCGCAGGCCUAGCGGUGAUCGCGGCGGCGGCGGAGCCGGGGGUGGAGGGAGGGGCGAGCGGGGGCGGGAGGGAGGGCGAGAGAUGGUGGAGGAGGAGGUGGUGGUGGUGGUGCAGGAUGCCGGCAAGCGGGGCGUUCCUGGCCGCCGAGGGGGCGGGGUCGCGGGGGAGCUGGUGAUGGAUGUACGGGCUCGCGGCGGUGCUGGUGGCACUGGUGGGGGCUGCAGGAUCUGGAGCAGCUGGUUCCCGAACGGCUGGGAGGAGACGGGGGUCGUGGAGAGGGGUGGGAUGUGCGGGCGGAGAAGCGAGGCGGCCGUCGAGGGCCGCGAAGCCUCGAAGGGCGUCCCGGGGAGAUCCCCCGACCCUGCGUCCGGCCGGACCGGCGUCCGACGCCCCUCCGCACCCCCCGCCGGCGGCUCCUCGCCCGUCUCGCGCGCCUUCAGCAUCGUCAUCGUCGACCGGGCUAUCAGCUCGUCGAUGUGCGCCUUGUCCCGCUGGAUCAUGUUGGCAUGUUCGUUCCCGUUCGACAGAUGA
This is a messenger RNA of Puccinia triticina, 621 nucleotides long. RefSeq lists its product as uncharacterized. The record is from RefSeq and is a predicted model, not a curated record. Bases 1 to 621 code for a protein of 206 amino acids. Lineage: Eukaryota; Fungi; Basidiomycota; Pucciniomycetes; Pucciniales; Pucciniaceae. The transcript is spliced from 2 exons.